AACCGGGGGCAUUCUUCCCCUUCCUCGUUAACCUGCGAGGCUCCUCUUCCUCUUCCUCUUCCUUCUCCAUUGCCGGCGCCGUGUUCCUCUUCGGCUUCCGCUGUUCGUUCGUCUGAUUCUGUCCAUUGCCACACCGAUGUAUCCCUUCCGCCUCCUCAGCUUAAUUUUACCGUAAAAAGGCAACCUUUGCCACUCCUCAAAUCCCUAACGUUACUAAACGCAUCAACUGGUUUUGCACUCAUUAGCGUUCCUUUGAUUCAAAGAAAUCUCCUAUCUAGUUACUUCAUUAGGUUUAGGUUGCAAGAAUGGCUAACUGUGGUGAACCAGAGACCAGGAGAGAUUUGAGAGUCUUUGAGGAUAAGUACGAGCUCACCACGGAUUUGGCGGAGUAUAUAUCCCAACUCUCUGAAAGUUCCGUUAACGAUAGAGGAUGCUUCACCGUUGCUUUAUCUGGCCGGUCUCUGAUAAGAUUGUUGGAGAAACUUUCUGAAGCUCCUUAUAAGAAGACUGUCGAUUGGACAAAAUGGUAUGUAUUUUGGGCUGAUGAACGUGCUGUUGCAAAGAAUCAUGUCGACAGCAAUUAUAAGUUAACCAAGGAUGUAUUUCUUUCAAAGGUGUCCAUUCUCAGCAAUCAUAUUUUCUCCAUUAAUGACAAUGCAACAGUGGAGGAUGCAGCAAGAGAAUAUGAAUUUACCAUUCGACAGCUAGUGAAGGUCCGAACUAUAGGUGUUUCUGAAAGCAAUGACUGUCCUAAGUUCGACCUUAUCCUUCUCGGGCUGGGACCAGAUGGACAUGUUGCUUCACUAUUCCCUCAUCACCCAACACUUGAACUAAGAGAGGAGUGGGUCACUUAUAUCACUGACUCUCCUGAGCCUCCGCCUGAGAGGAUUACCUUUGCGCUCCCUGUCAUCAAUUCUGCCUCUAAUGUUGCUAUAGUUGCCAUCGGCGAGGAGAAUGCUAUGGCAGUACAGCUUUCCAUUCUCACCGAUGAUGGGAAAUUUGAUGCCUGUUCAUUACCUGCUAGGCUGAUUCGUCCAGACAAUGGGAAAUUAGUGUGGUUCUUAGAUGCAUUGGCAGCGUCUGCUUUGAAUGACAAUAAUGGAGAACCUGAUAAACUAUAAGAAAGUAUGGAUACACUGUGUGUAUUUUGCUAUUAUCUAAUAUCGUUUACAAGGAGAAGAUCUCCUUUGCUGUAUGAUAUCAAUUUGGGUAAAUUACUUAAGAUAAUAACUUGGUGUUGCUACAGGGCUUCUUCCAUUCAUGCAGUUGGAGAAACCUUUCCAAUUAGUUAGAAAAAUAAUUGAAGA
Zingiber officinale is the source of this 1307-nucleotide messenger RNA. RefSeq names its product probable 6-phosphogluconolactonase 2. NCBI's taxonomy places the organism in Eukaryota, Viridiplantae, Streptophyta, Magnoliopsida, Zingiberales, Zingiberaceae. The record is from RefSeq and is a predicted model, not a curated record. Bases 306 to 1121 code for a protein of 271 amino acids. The transcript has 3 exons. Gene Ontology annotation, biological process: carbohydrate metabolic process; pentose-phosphate shunt. Gene Ontology annotation, molecular function: 6-phosphogluconolactonase activity.